ACAACAGAUGUUCUCUGUUGGGGUUCAGAAACAAAAUUAUUGGCUUGUGGCGCCACUUAAUAAUAUUUAUUAAUUCCAUGUCAAAAAUACUAUAAGAUUAAAAUAUUUAAUUAAAUAGAUGAUUAUGUCAAAAUGUUUGUAUUGGCAGAACUGAAAGACAAUGUACGCAUUGCACCAGACCAGUUUAACUUGAAGCUGGUGGACGCAGUGCGUGACGAAAUUGACCGGAAGCUGGCCAACAAGGUGCUGCUGAAUGUUGGUCUGUGCAUAGCACUCAAAGAGAUUGUCUCACUGAAGGACUCAAUAAUUCUGCCUGGCGAUGGUGCCUCGCAUACGGAGGUGCUGUUCCGCUAUGUGGUCUUCCGGCCAAUGGUGGGCACCGUUAUGACUGGUAAAAUACGCACUUGCAGCCGCGAGGGAGUGCAUGUGACGUUGGGCUUUUUCGAUGAUAUACUCAUUCCACAUGCGGCACUGCAGCAUCCCUCACGAUUCGAUGAGGCGGAACAGGCGUGGGUUUGGGAGUAUCCAUUAGAGGAUGGCAACAAACAUGAUCUUUUCAUGGAUGUUGGCGAGCCGAUUAAGUUUCGCGUUUCCCGCGAAAUAUUCGAAGAAACCUCACCCAUUGGGCCGCCCAAGGCGGAGGGCCAAGCGUCCCAGAAUGCCAACACUUCAGCAGCGGCAGCAGCUGCAGCCACAGUUGCAGCAUCGCAAGAAGUAAAGGCACCCUACAAAAUUAUCGGCGCUAUUAACGAGUCCGGGCUGGGUGUGCUUUCCUGGUGGGAUCAGCAGGCCAAGGAUGACGAACAAGAGGGCGAGGAGGAUAAUACGGAAUACGAUAAUGAUGAUGAUGGCGAAGGUGCCUGCGAGGAAUAACCACGACUCAUUUUUUGCACUAUUGUCGAAACAUUUGUAAAGACCCAAGUCCAGAACGAUUUAUGCUCCAUAGAGCGAUGUAUAUGAAAAGGAGAAUUUUACCAAUUAAGGAAUAUUAUUAAGAGUUGAUCUAUUAAACACUUAUCGAACUAAUGCACAAAA
Molecule: messenger RNA, 1035 nt
Organism: Drosophila grimshawi
Lineage: Eukaryota; Metazoa; Arthropoda; Insecta; Diptera; Drosophilidae
Gene: Polr3H
Product: DNA-directed RNA polymerase III subunit RPC8
Exons: 3
Coding region: 133-873 (246 amino acids)
Biological process (GO): DNA-templated transcription; transcription initiation at RNA polymerase III promoter
Cellular component (GO): RNA polymerase III complex
Source: RefSeq, a predicted model, not a curated record